CAGGGCCCCCCCGCCCUGCGCGGGGCCGGGGCCGGGGGCGGCGGGGAGCGAGGCGGGGGCGGCCGGGAGCAGGUGGAGGCGAGGCCGGGCCCGGGGCGGCCGAGUCGCGCCUCGGCGGGGCCUGAGACGUGCGUGUCCGCAGGGCGGCCGGAGCCGGGCGGCGGAGGGGCAGGCGCAGCCCAUGGGCGGAGGAGCCCGGCGCCGCGGGCCGGGCCGAGGGCUGCGGCCCUGCCCGGGGGGCUGCGGGGCGGCCGGACUCUGAGCCCCCCGCCAUGGAGCGCUUCUCCUCUUCGUGACGCCGCCGCGCUUCGCUCCGUCGGGGGAGCCGGCAAGCGAGAGACGCGCCGGGGAUCGGAGCGGACUGUGCCGGAGGGGGCUGCCUCGCGGCCCGUUUCUCCCUUUUGAAAGUACCUCUUCGUUCUGCCGUUCUCUCCUUAAAUGGUUGUCGCUUUGUACCUCCCACGGAGGGAUGAGUUAGACUCAGAAUUGGCGCUAGCUCAAUUAUUUGUGUAGAGCACUUGGUGAACCAGAGAGAGCUGUUCCUUGGACUGUGUCCCUCGCCCUUCCCAAAUGUGAGCCUGUCACAGCCAGUACGGAGAAGGGCCUCUUCUUGUCUUCAAGACACUUGCUUCUGCCUUCCUUUUCCUUUGUCCCCCCCCCAAAAAAAAAAAAAAGCCAAACCCAACACUGAGUCCACAAAGAACUUCUGCUGAUCUAAGGAAGAGCCUGUGGCAUCUCUGUCUUCUCCUUGCCUCCCAAGAUCCUGGCUCUGGGCUGGAUUUCCUAUCCUCGAUUUCAGGAUUAGCUACAGAGAAUCAGGAUCUUGGAUAUUUUUGAUUUUUAUUUUUAGUAGAACCUUUUCAACCGAGAAGCUGAAGCUGUCACUGCUAAAACCCCGUUUUUUUUUCCCAAGCAUGUCAGAAAGCUGGCAGCAGCAACAGCAGCAACCACAGCAGCAGCCGCCACCACCACCGCAGCAGCACCAUACGGGGGCCGCCACCCUUGCAGAGCACUCCAUCCCACCGAGCACUGCUGAAAACCCCUUGGGCUGCGCCGUCUACGGCAUCCUGCUCCAGCCGGACCCCAGUCUGCAGCACCACCAGCACGCUCCGAUCCAGGCUGGAGAGCCGUCCCACAAAUGCGGUGUGUGUGGCCACGACCUCGCUCACUUGUCCAACCCCCACGAGCAUCAGUGCUUGCCAGGCCAUGACCGCUCUUUCCAGUGCACCCAGUGUCUGAAGAUCUUCCACCAGGCCACCGACCUCCUUGAACACCAGUGCAUCCAGGUGGAGCAGAAGCCUUUUGUGUGCGGCGUGUGCAAGAUGGGCUUUUCUCUCCUCACUUCACUGGCGCAGCACCACAAUGUCCACAAUGGCAACGCCAUGAAGUGCUCUAUUUGCGAGAAGACCUACAAGCCUCCCGAGGCAGAGCAUUCGCAACCUCUUGACCCCUCAGAGAAGCCCUACAGCUGCUCCAUCUGUCAGAAGACCUUCAAGCACCUCUCGGAGCUCUCCCGCCAUGAGCGCAUCCACACGGGAGAGAAGCCGUACAAGUGCACGCUGUGCGACAAGAGCUUCAGCCAGUCGUCUCACCUGGUGCACCAUAAGCGGACGCACAGCUCGGAGCGGCCCUACAAGUGCACGGUGUGCGAGAAGACCUUCAAGCACCGCUCGCACCUGGUGCGCCACAUGUACGCACACUCGGGGGAGCACCUCUUCAAGUGCAACGUCUGCGAGCUGCACUUCAAGGAGUCGUCGGAGCUGCUGCAGCACCCCUGCACGCCCAGCGGGGAACGGCCCUUCCGCUGCGGGGAGUGCCAGAAGGCCUUCAAGCGCCCCUCGGACCUGCGGCAGCAUGAGCGCACGCACAGCGAGGAGCGGCCCUUCAAGUGUGACCUCUGCCAGAUGAGCUUCAAGCAGCAGUACGCGCUCAUGCGCCAUCGCCGCACACACAAGGCCGAGGAGCCCUUCAAGUGCAACCUGUGCGAGAAGGGCUUUGUGCAGCCCUCACACUUGGUGUACCACCAGCACGUGCACGGCAUAGAAAACCUCUUCAAGUGCAACGUGUGCCAGAAGGGCUUCAACCAGUCCUCAGAGCUGCUGCGGCACAAGUGCGUGCAGAAUGCAGAGCGGCCCUUCAAGUGCGCGGUGUGCAACAAGUCCUACAAGCGGGCCUCGGCCCUGCAGAAGCACCAGCUGGCCCACUGCGCCGAGAAGCCGCUCAAGUGCACGCUUUGUGAGAGACGUUUCUUCUCCUCCUCCGAGUUUGUGCAGCACCGCUGCGACCCGGCCCGUGAGAAGCCCCUCAAGUGCCCCGACUGUGAAAAGCGGUUCAAGUACGCCUCGGACCUGCAGCGCCACCGGCGUGUGCACACGGGCGAGAAACCCUACAAGUGCCCCUCGUGCGAGAAGGCCUUCAAGCAGCGUGAGCACCUCAACAAGCACCACAGCGUGCACGCCCGGGAGCAGCAGUACAAGUGCAUGUGGUGUGGCGAACGGUUCCUGGACUUGGGCCUGCUGCAGGAGCACAGCGUCCAGCACACGGCCGAGGGCGCCUACCAGGUGGCUGCCUGCUUGCCGUGAGCCUCCCGCCCCUCGGCGGCUUUCAGCUUGCAUGUGACGCUCCUGAGCCUCGGCCUCCCCUUCCCUCUCCUCGGUUGUAGAUGGCCUCCAGAGAAUCGUGGGGGAAAGGGGAGGUAGGGCGGGCAGUCGGGUAAACUUUCCUCUGGUCUCUGUGGUUGAUGUGCCACCUAUAUUCCAAAGGUGAUGGAUGACGUGAAAAGCUUGACGGGGAUGGAGAGGAAAGGAGGGAUGUGGGGAGAGGAAAUGAUGCCUGUAGUUGCCUGGUGUCCCCUGGACUGUAGUUCACACUAUAUCUGCAGUUCCAGUGCUGAGAGCUGGCAGGUCUCUGCCCAGCUGCUCUCUAUGGACAGCAGCCCUUCACACGGGACUUCUUUCCCCUGUCCUGUCCGGUGGCGUCAGUGGAGAGAGCUGGGUAACUCUCCUCUCGGAGAGUGCUUGGGAACAAGGCCGAGUCAGCCCUCCCUUCUCCCUGGGUGCGCUGCUCAGCGACAGAGCAGAAGGUUUCCACUGCUGGGAUCUCCCAGCUUUGUUAGUCCGAGUUCAACUGAGUGACUCACGAGGACUGUUUCAGAUCGGUAGCAUUGAUUGACUGCCCCGACCUGCCCUGCUCUCCCUCUUUCUAGAGUGUAGGAAGGGAAAAGCCGUGGGGCUGCACAGGUCCAAAACGCACUUUGGCAUUGCUGCUUUUGCAGUCGCUGGCUGUAAUGCUCUGCGAGGGUUUCAAGCAAGCCUGCCCGUCCCUGCCCGGCAGCAAGGGGAAGAGUAACGAGCACUGCACGCUACCUGAGAGCGUGGCGAGGAGAGUCUCUGCGCUGUACUUCUGGCCGAGAGCCUGGGGUUUACAGUCUGCUUCUUGAGGGACCUAGCUCUCCUCUGAAGACUUACCUCCAAGCCCCUUCCCUCCUUGUACCGCCUGGGCCAUUAGCAUACCUCCAAGGGGGGGUCAAGCAAAGGGACAUCCUAGCGGCUGAACACUAAUGGGUGAGGCAAACACUACUAAUAACCUACAGCUUCAGAAAUGAGCUUGGCCGUCUUCAACUUUAACCCACGCUGUGCGCCUGGGGCUUGGUGUCUGACUUGCUGGGAGCACAGUAGUUCUGUCCAGAGUGAGCAGGGAGGAGUCCUUCCUGGCCUGUGGGGUCAGCUCCAUGGGAAGGGGAAGGUUAGCAGGAGGUAAAGGAGGAGCAUAUUUUUCCUCCUCUUAUGGGAGUCCCUUUUUAUCGCUCUAUUCUUUCUUCUUCUCUUCUGUAUUUUUCAGGUUUUGCACAGUUCCUGUAAACAUCACUUAAAAAUAAAUUUCCCCUUAGCAAGAUUGAUGCAGCCUCAGGUGUUUUCCUCUGCAGGGUUUUGCUGUCUUCUCAUGACCAAGAGCCUUUUAUGUGCCAGUUAGAUGCCCUCAAGGUUGAAGGAGCACUUACUAAGUUGCCCAUUGGCCUUCCCUUCUCCAUCUUCCUGGCCCUCAUUUGAGUUAGGAGUGUUCUGGCUAGCUGUUUUACUGAGCAGUAGCCAAUAAAUUGCCCAGGUGAUGAGGACAAGUUUAAUAAAUGUCUCCCCAGCAAAUAUAGACAGAUUAACCUUGCAGAGAGUCGGGCUGUACCUGCUUUGCUUGCAGUGGACGCUAAUCUGAAAGACGGAGGAAGGCUUUUUGUCUCCAUUUCCAGCACUGUCAGGGGGAACAGAGUGCAUUUCCACAGGGGGCUGGGACAGUUCAGUGACAAAUCUGACCCCGGGGCUGAGGCUUCUUCAUGUGCGGCUUUAAGGAGUUUAAAAUAAACCUUGCUCUCUGCUGCCCAAAGAGGAGGAACCGAUGCUCCUCUUACUUCACGCUGCCUCAAAGAUGUAGAACUUCCUACCAAGUUUUUCUGUCUCUGUUUCUUUUUCCAUUUUUUGCUUUUUUCUAAGCAGUUUGUUAAUAUUCAUUAAAAAAAAUCCUGUAUAGUUUAACUUGAUGUCAUACUGGAUCUUUUUAAACAAAAAAAAGAAGAGAGAUGUCAUAACCUGGAUUUUUAAAGACCUCUCCAGUUCUAGGUAGCUGGUUUUUGAUGUUUAAUAUAUAGUGAGUCCAGUGUAUGCUUAACUAUAGGAGUAAAAAUGAAUUGAAAACGAGGAAAGCUAACUUUGUCUUUAUAGAAGGGCUGGGCUUGGUGGUGCUGGAGGCCUCCCUGGUUGAAGUUUAGGUUCAGAGCUGGGGGACUGAAGCCCGUGGUUUCGAAGUGCUGUCGCCUUGUGCAGCUGGCCUCUCCAGCUCUAAAACCCCUUGGUGUGCUGGUCUGUGCUCGUUCCUUGGAGACUUGCUGGGAAUAACCAGCACUUCUGAACUGGCUCACGAGUUAACAAAUGCUGCUUUAAAAUUAAGUGAAGAUCUCUCUCUGAGUGCUCUCUGGACUCAUGCUGGUAGUGGGAGCACUGCCUGGUAGGUGUGGGCGUACGGGCUGAGUGUUACGCUUUAGACUCCUUGAAGUGGUCAAAUGGCAAACAACAGGCUAUUGUGUAGUAAAUACCACACCCGCGAGAUAAGGAGGGCGGCUGUGGAGGCAGAUAUACCUGUGUACUUCGAGUCAUCUAGCCCUUCUCAAGUGGGGAGAUAGGCAAGACAAGGGACUCCUUUCCUUGAGAAACGGGCCCUUCCUCCUGCCUUCCCAGCUGCGGUUUGUUUGCUUAGGUGUCCACUCGUUAGCUGUGAGCGCACGAUCUGUCAUCUCCAUGGUUUCGCAGCCAGUUUAGAAAUGCAGCACCCACGUGAACCCUUGUUCUGUUCCGUCUGGCGUCAGCGCUUCCUCAGGCUGUGGUUAACUCUCUGUUCUUGCCCGAAGCAGCCCGACGCAAGUGUUGUGCUUGGCUGGAGACAGGUCCUGCAGAGCAGGGCGUUCAGACUGCCCGCUUGAGCGCGACGCUGGCAGCUCUUUCUGCCCGGCCGUAUGGUUAGUCGCCGGUUCAGGGCCCGGAGCUGGGAGGAGGCGGAGGGGAGGCUCACCUUCGUAGUGGGAGAGUGUGAAAGGGAGCCUGCUGGCCUGAGAGGCUCUGCGGCUUUGCUUCCUUCUGAGUCAGCUGCUGGCUGGAGGAGAGGUUUGGAGAAAUCACUAACGUGGACACCAACUGGCUGUACUCUACUGUCUCCUCUCCCCGGGGACCUGAGUGAUUCUGCAGUUUCUCUCUGCCUCGGUGGCUUGGCAAAGUCAUUGGAAAGAAGGAGUCUCACUUUCUGAUUUUGGCAGUCUGGUGUUCGGGGCAGAGGAGAGAACGGGGCAGCUCUGGCCUCUCUCCUGCGAUCUGAGGAUAGUGGUGGGUCCCAGACGCGGCUCUGUGAUGUGCUUUGCUCUGGGUACGCCGCUGCCCAGCCCUGUCCCCUUUGAAUCAGCACUUGCUGGGAGCAGGCGAUUGUCCGGAAACGUUUCCCUCUGCUUGGCUGCUGCAGAGCAGCACAGAAAGCCCUUAGAGGGACGGGAAGGAGCCCCGGCUCCCUGUUCAGCACGUGGAAACAGUGUAGUACACCAAGCGGAGAGCACCAUCAGGUCUGCGCACGGGAAGGGCUGUGCUCAGGCAAGAGGAGAUGCUGUAGAGAGCUCUUAGAGGACAAGUCUGCAGAUCCACGCCUUCAAACCCAGUGCCUGUGAGUAGGCACCUAGGUAAAAACCAGGCUGUGCAGGGGCACUGAACACUCGCAGACCGCGUUAUGCUUGAUGCGGCUGCGCCUCUCCUGCCAUCUCACUAGAAAACCUGGUCACCUUUAUCCAGGUGCUUCCCAUGUAUCUCCUUCAUUUAUUUUCAAGCGUUGAUGUUUGAAAACAUCUUUGUGUCAUGUUAAAUCAGCUUUGAGUAGGACUGGCGGCAGGCCAGUGGUGACUUGGACUCGUCAUCUCUUUUGCUGCCCUACAGCAGCCCGAAUCCAGUGAAAGUCUUAGUGGUGGAACAGGGGAUGGCUUCUGCUGUUAGACCUCAGUGCUAGCGGGUGAAUGUUCCCGCGUCUUUUGCUGGCGGGUUGUGAACCAGGCCUGUGUGGAGCAGGCGUUACUGAACAGCCACUGAUAGCCUUGAUUAUAUUUUUAUAAGGAGAUUGUUUAGUUGUAAGCAGCUCCGUUUCAUAAGGUUGGGCUGGGGGAGCAGGUUGGUCUCCGUUGCUGUGCCUUUGGGACACGUUUGUUUUUUUUACUGUGGGAGGAGAAGUGAUGAAAAUAGCAUGAGGCAUUUGGGUGUCAGGAGAGCAGCUCUGGGUGGGGAGGCAGGGGCCGGCUUGGGGGGACAGACUGGGUGUCACGCUGCAAAGGGCUCCCUAUAAACUGUUCAUAUUUCCUUUUCAAACCAAAGAGCAGUUGUGGCCAAAGCCUCUUUGGAGUAAAACACGUUUCUACUCUGUACCUCUGUUGCACUUCACUUCUGAUAUUUCUUUCAAGAGACUUGCAGGUUUCUUUGUGCUGCCUCUACUUGGCUUCACAUGUUAGUCAUCGACCUGUAGUACCUAAUGCAGUCAGCACGUUGGAGCUGGUAUUGUAUCGGCCCUUAGCGAGUGCUGAGGGACUCUGCCCAUGGGUGUCUUCAAGACCCGGUUGCCAAGCUGUUUGGAGAUGCUCUCUAGGGCUGGAGUAGGGAAUAGUCCUUUCUGAUGGGCUCUUCUCUUCUGGCUUUCCCAUGUGGGAAACAGGCAGUUUGAACAUAAGACAUCUUCAGGAAGGCAAGAGGAGGGUGGGUUAGGUUGGCCAAAGGCUGUUUGGAGGCUGUCCAGGAGACGCAUCCUGCUCUCUGGCUGCUCUGUGCUUGCUCCCAGGAAGAAGAUAGUCUCUUUCACCUGGGGAUUUUCAUCAACCUUCUCUUCCCCUUACCCUACGUACAGGAUGCCUUUAUCUGUGUCUUGACUCCUUCCCUUCCACGGUUAUUUUGAUUAUACUUUUGUAAGACCUUCUAGGCUUCUUUGCCCUUUGUUGGGUUCCUCUUUGUAAGCAAUGCUUUGUUUUCACCCCCUUUCCAUUUUGAUUGCUUGUCUCUGCGAGAUCUCUUCCCCCUCUCCUUCCCCUCAGAUUCCUCUCUCAGGCUGAGGCUGGUUCCAGGUGAUAUGGGAACCACUGAAAAUGAAGUUGGGUGUUUGGGACUGUGAACCUCACUGGAAUCCAGUGGGUAUUUUGGGUCCAUCCCCCCAUGAGGCCCCCUGUCUUGCUGGGCUUGUGUGAUGCUAACAACACCCCUGUGGCCUGGCAGUCUUGGCUUUAUUGGGUUGUGUCUGUAGUACAGCUAGUCCUAGCAAGUUAGUCUGAGCAAGCGUCCCAUUGCUUUGGGGUAGGAGCCAGAGCAGAGCUGUAUGAAACAGGCACCAGGGCUAGAGUUGCCAUUUUCAUUACCAUAUCCCCAAGACUGGGGAUUAAUUCAGUGUAGGGCUGUCAGGUGUUCCUGGGGAGAAAUCAUGGAGCUGCCUGGGCUGCAGUUUGACUGUUGGAUCCCCCUGGGAAUGCCUGCUGAGCUGCUCGGCAGAUCGCACAGAUGGCUAAACUGAUUUUUACCACGGUGUGGAAACCCCUGGAACUGCAGGUACGCCGAGGCUGCCCCAGGAGCACUCUGGAGAGCACCCUGUAAUCGGGGUGGGAAGAUGCACACGCUCUCAUCUUGCGGCCCAUGUGUUGGAGUGGGGGGUGAGGGGGAAAGCAUCCUCUGACAAUGGUUUGGGACUGUCUCCUGGCACUCAAGUCUGGCCUUGCACUGUUAGGAGGGAGGAGAGCACUUUCUACACUUUCUUUGGGUAUUCACCGUCAAGUCCGGGCUGCAACCAGAGCCUGGGUGUUAACUAAUGAAGCAAAAAACCUCUACGUCAUUGUUCUUCAGAGUGUGACUCUCCCUGUUGGGUGGUGAGUUACGCUGCGGGAAGGUCCCUGCACAUGCAUACAUAACGUUGAGAUGCAAUAAUGACGGGCAAGCAAGAUUUGGGGGGCUACGGCUCUACGUCGGGACUUUGGCAAGCACAGCUUCUCUUCUGAGCUGCAAGGCCCUAGGCUCCUUCUGCAGCACUUCUUCGGCAGCCGUCUCCGAGCGCUUUCUGGACGUGAAGAAGCCGCUCUCACGAUGUCCGCUGGCGAGAGAGCAGGACCUCGGGUUGCAGUCGUACCCUGAGGCACUUUGGGCUUCUCUCUCAAUGUUGCUGAGUGGUGGACCUGAGUGAUUUCAGGGCCAGUUCUUCAUUGCUGGGGAGUCUUGUUGAGACGGAGACCUUGCUGCAGCCCCAGUGAGGUUCCCGGAGGCUCCUCGUAACCUGUGGCUGUGGCUCUGGCCGAGUUCCCGGGGCCGUGGGAAGUUGUAGCCAAGGAUGAUGAGGUUUGUGUGGCUUGCAGUGCCUUUAACACUGCUCUCCAUGUGUUUCUAAGAUGAUAUUCCAUGUAUGUGUGUAUAUAUAUUGUAUUAACACAUCCCGCUCUUCUGUGUGUGUCGAAUGGUUUUGCUUUACUAAUAAAUUUAUAGUUAUUUAUA
Molecule: messenger RNA, 9029 nt
Organism: Dromaius novaehollandiae (emu)
Lineage: Eukaryota; Metazoa; Chordata; Aves; Casuariiformes; Dromaiidae
Gene: ZNF319
Product: zinc finger protein 319
Exons: 2
Coding region: 915-2582 (555 amino acids)
Biological process (GO): regulation of transcription by RNA polymerase II
Cellular component (GO): nucleus
Molecular function (GO): DNA-binding transcription factor activity, RNA polymerase II-specific; RNA polymerase II transcription regulatory region sequence-specific DNA binding
Source: RefSeq, a predicted model, not a curated record